AGUGUGUGUGCAGGACACGGCCGCGAACGCUCCGCUCCGCACGUCGCGCCGCCGCCGCAACCAUUUUUAACCUCAAAAUAAAAACCACACACACACACACAUACACAAAUACACGCACGCGCGCGCGCGCACACACACACUACUCGCGCACAUAACCAACAAACAAUUGUAACAUAACCUCAAACGUAGUAACACAAGUCAAGCGAUAACAAAAGCUAUAAGAAAAGAAAAACUAGAAACAAAGUGCGCGUGAUUUGUCUGACUGGGUCUCGUGUGCCGACGCGCGGCGUGUGAUUGGUGGAGAGUGGUGCAGAUUGUUGUUGAUCGUCGAUUGUUUUCGGCCGGUCGGCAACAGCCGCGCGCGCCAACACUACUAAUACAAUUCCACACAACCGAAUAAAUUCUAUACGUACGCACGCCUAUACACUCAUGUGGGGCCGACGUCGCCGCAACAGCAGCAGCAGCAGCAGCCGCCGCCGUCGUUGCUGCCGCAUGUCGUCGUCGUCGCCGCCGCCACAGCAACCGACGUGCUGCACCAAGUCGUCGUGAGCGUCGUCGCGUAACGCGCCACCCUUCGCACGCCACCCUCCUCGCGCCAGUUGCGCCGCGCGUCUCGCUCGAGGAGCGCCGCCUCCGCCUCCGACGCCGCCGCCGCCGCAGCACUCGCGCUAUCGUUGUGUGCAUGGUGUAAAUUACAGUGGCCUCGGAUGAAUCCAAACCAUUUAACGUCUUCUCGUAUGUGGGGGUGACUAAAAGCGUGAUGGGGCGAGGGCAGAGCCCCAUGGAGCUCGGCUAGGUGCGUGUGUCCGGCUGCCCGGCCCCUCUGCCCUCAAGCCGAGUCCGGCCGCCGCAUGGAGCCGGAUAGGGAACGAUGCCACAGGCCUAGUGCCUUUGACAAGAUGGAGGGGCUGGUGCGGGAGAUGCAGGACGCAGACAACGGCGUUCCCGUCCGAAGUCAGAAGAUCUUCCUCACUUCAAUUCCUUCGGCCUUCAUGGGUAAGAGUCAUCAAGCUCAUCAUUCACAGAAGCACUUAGGUUAUGACUUAAUUGAAUGGCUUAUGGACAGACUCAGUAUCGAAGAAUCUGAGGCUCUCAAUAUUGCCAAUCAAUUAUGUCAAUAUGGCUACUUCUUCCCGGUCAGCGACUCUAAGAACUUGGUCGUUAAAGAUGACAGCUCCCUCUAUCGGUUUCAGUCCCCGUACUAUUGGCCAUGGCAAAAUCGUCCUCCCGACCAAGUCGAAUACGCCAUCUAUCUGGCGAAGCGCACACUGCGCAACAAACAGCGGCACGGCCUCGAAGACUACGAGCUGGAGGCGCUCGGCAAUCUGCGCAAGAAUCUCGCCAACAAGUGGGAUUUCAUCACAAUGCAAGCUGAAGAACAGGUUAAACUGGCGAAGGUGUUGAAAAAGGGCGAUAAGAUCGUAAGUGAUUCACAAGAGCGUGCAUAUUGGCGCGUUCAUCGCCCACCCCCGGGAAUCGUGAGCUCCCUUGAGCAAUGCCCUGUUCCCACUCGUUGUCGCAACGGAAAUCGGUCCCGGAAGCGUACUAUAGAAGAUGGCAAACGUGAGGUUGAAUUAUUAAAGAACAGUUUGUCGAGAACGCGUGUCAAAGUGUCGCAAGCUCUAGAAAGCAUGGUGCAAUACGUUGAGACAUAUUCGGAGUACGACCCGCUGAUAGCCGGGACACAACCCUCCAACCCUUGGGUCAGCGAGGAUCUCACCUUCUGGCAGCUCAACGGCCCACUGGUGGAAGCGCCGACGGAAAAACGAGUAAAACGAUGGGGAUUAACCAUAGAAGAGCUGGUUGCGGAUCCCACCGGUCUGCAGGAGUUUACCGCCUACCUGCGCAAGGAGUACAGCCACGAGAACAUCCGGUUUUGGACCGCUGUCAACGAUCUACGACGCUCGGCGGCGAGCCAGAUACAACGAAAAGUGAACGAGAUAUUCGAGGAGUUUCUCGCGCCGGGCGCUCCUUGCGAGAUCAAUAUCGACGGGAAAACGAUGGAGCGCGUCCACCAGGAGAUGAAGACGCCCAGCCGGUUUACGUUCGACUGCGCCCAGGAGCACGUCUACACGUUGCUGCUCAAGAAGGAUUGCUAUCCGCGUUUCAUACGCUCUGAGCACUAUAAGAAUCUGCUAGCGACUGGCAUUCAACCGUCUGCAAAGAAAAGAUUUUUCGGUUUUGGUCCACCGAAGAAGAAAACGUCGACGAGUAGUGCACCAAAUCCUAGUGCACUACUGCAGCAGCAAGCCACGCAGGGUAGCGGUGGCGGCGGAGGCGGCGCUGGCAGCACCGCGCUGACAAAACGACGUGGCAGCGAUCGCAGCCUCUCUGGCUCCGCCCAUGAGCUUGCCGUCUCCGGCGUCAACCGCGACAACCGAGUGCCGCAUUCGCACUCCCAGAGCAACCUCAGCGACAUCCCCUACAGGGGCGACCUGCCCUCCGGCCACUCGAGGUCGACGAAGAUUAUCAUGGCCGUUGUGUGUCCGGUGAAGAAGCCGAGUAUAGCUGUGACGGCAGGCGCUUCUACAUCGGAAGACGUCUGCCCGUGGGAGUCGGGUCCGCGAUCACGCAAGAAUUCCACCGCGUUGGAUUCUAACAGCUCCUCGUCAGAUAUCAGUGUCGCAGUGCAAGACGUCGCCGAACGCCUGAAGAAAAGCCAGCUCACACAACAGAACACCCUCGAUGGCGGUAAAUCCAGCCGUAAGUUGUCGACCGCGACGUGUUUGGAACCGCGGCGUGCGUCCGUUUCGGUACCGCUGGACCGUCGUACCAUGUGCGCGUUUGAGGAGGUGGCGGCUGCCUCUGCCUCUCCUCCCCAGCAACCGGUCGCUAGUGAUGCAGACAAUAAACGCGACGACGAGCCUUCGUCGUCCAAGACGUUCAAAAAGAGUCUCUCGGUGGCGUCAUCAAACGCGCCCACCAUUAGUGUUAGUUCCGUUGCCGAUGACAGCGACCCUCCACCACCAGCAGCAGCGGGUACAUCCGGUCGUGGUCCCGCACCUGCAACUCCAGUGUUGGCGCUUUCUUUAGAAGAGACCGAAAGCGAGUUGGAGUCCGCUGCUGAUGAAGUCGAGCAUGAGGAGUCUACCCUUGAUGAGAGCACUUGUAAAGAAAUCAUUGUGGUACAUCCCCCUGACAUUCCCGCUGCUGAUAACAUUGGUAAACCGGAUGUGGUUAAAACAGAAGAGGUGCAACCUUGUUCAUCAAGGUCAUUACCAGUUGGAUCUUCUGGUAAUCAGCUCGUUGCACUCGCUCCGCUUGCGGAGCCAGACAGCGAGUCCCCAAUUAGUGAACACCCUCCGGAGAUCUACUGUUACGGCACUGGUAUGGAAAUUGAUGAUACCAUCGAUGACCCACCUGCGGAUAUUUCCGGCGCUAGUACAUCAACACCUCCCAAAACCACCACCACCGUUGAGGAAGAGAAGGAAGCCAAAAACACCAAAACCAACACAAAACCUUCUAGCGGUGCAAGUGGUGGUAGCGAUGGACCAUCACAACAACCCUCCGCUCAGACCAGUACUGGCGAGGAUGAGGCGAGAGCCAACGACGUGUGUCCCUGGGAGGAUGAGGAAACACAAUGCAAUGAUGGUUCUUUUAAGAAGACAUAUACCACUCUCGGGUUUCUCUAAACACAAACAAAAGCAAACUACUUUUUCCUCCCUCUCUCUCUGUGUAUAUCUCAGUCUGUUACUUGCUCACAAUAUUCUACACAAACAUCGAGAAAUGACAAACCGGAAAACAAAAGAUGACAGCUUCACACACAUCUCUUCGAUCAAUCAAAUCACGCCACGACACAUUGAGUCAAGUGUAAACAUAGGUUGGAAAGAAAACGAGUGGCAUGUUUGAAUCAAGCAUAACCUCAAAAAUCUACAUCUGUCACUCACAGAAAGGUAAAUUAAGGUUAAAACACAUGAAAUACAACAAGAGAAAACAUUACAGAAUGAAAAAUUAUAUUACUUAUUGCUCUUUAAAAGAAUAAGAAAAAUCUUGAAAGAAAUGAUGAUGAAUUGUUGGUAGAAUUGAUUGAUUCUGUUAUUUAAACUUUACCGAACGUAUGCAGCGUAACCGUAAAAUGGAAACAAAAAUGGCUUGGUGAUUUGGACCAAGGUGCGUGUUAUACGGGCAGGCAAACUCAAAUUCUAACCUAACUUAACGGAAUUCUGUGUGUUUUACAUUUGUGCGGCACGCCACUGCUCGUUCACCAUAUUGAGCCCUUGGUUUUCGACAGUUGCGUCCGCAUCUAAAACACACAAUAUUCUCAAAAUUCUAACGUUGGGCAAUUAAAUUAAAUAAAUUUUCGAACAAACAGCAAAACCAACAUUAUAAGGUUGAGCGAUGCCUUUAUAAUUGCAGCACAUAAAAGAAACAAAGUUUAAUAUUAAUUCACGUAAUAUUAAUUAUUGAUCAUAAUUGUCGGCUAAGAACUUAAUUAAUUACUAGAUUAAUUAAUAAUGAGUAAGCGGUGUUAGGAGAUUAAUUAACACACAGUGUCAUCACUUAAAAUGUCAUGUGGAUAAAUGUCUUACGCGAUAAGUAGAUUCUAGAUGCUAGAUGAGUGCAGGACAGCGCAGCACUGCUACCCGACGGCAGAUGGCGCGCGCGUUCUGCAUUAGAUUAGACAAUAGACGAUUAUGUGUUUAUCGUAUUUACGCUACAUUGUUGUAAAAGUAAUCUAGGUGUCUAAUAAUCAACUAAAAAAAUUGUUGGCGAUACGGUGCAGUUUCGCCAACAGCAAAAAAAAAAUCAUUAAAUUUACGGAUUGAUCUACACACGGCCGCUUAUCGACAAGAUGGCGGUCGUCGACAAAAAAUGGCGGAACUCUAGUUUCGGGAUUAGACACAAUUAGACGUGAGACGUGUUUAGGCGUAAUUAUUGUGUAAUUAUUCGUUGUGACGAUACAAAAAUGUUUAAAUGUCUACAUGUUCGAUGUUGUGCUAAUUAAUUAAUUAUAUCGUACGAGUAAUUUACAGUGGAAGCAUAAACAGAACACACAAAAAACAUUUUUACCAACUGAAGCUGUCAAAAUUGUUUUGACAGUUGAACAUUCACGGUAAACGUACUUAAUUGAGGUUAAGUAUGUGAAAGUUUUAACAUGACACGCGAUUGCAAAUGUUUAAUAUUACUAAGUGUGUUUGAUGAUACAAAAUGUAAACGUAAAUGUACUGUAAUGUUUAAUAUUAUCGACUACGAUCGGCUAUUAAGAUGUAUGAUUAUGACAAACAACAAAACAAAUGUGGAAAACAAAUUAGUUGCGUUUGUGUGCUGACGGUAGAGUUUAAAUUGCUUAGAAACAAAACAAAUCGGAUGGUAACCUAAAAAUAACUUUAAAAGAGCAAUGAGUAAUGUGGAAAGUAUACUUAGAGUUUAUUUUUUGAGAAAUGCUUGAUUCAAGCUUGUGUGACGCCAUUUUGUCCAUCAAUAUUGUUAAUAAGUCUAACGUCAUUUCCGGUUUUAUCUGUAUAAUCAACAGAACAAAAUUCAGAGAUGUGUUCAAGACAAGAGGAGUUACACCUAUAUAACAUGACAUAACCUAACUUUACUUAACAAAACUUUAAUCUUUCGUUGCGUUUGAAAAUGUCUCAAGUGGCUUUCGUCAUUUGCCAAUCACAAGAACUAAUCAGUACUCAGAAAUAAUCAAGAAUGUUUGACAAUAUUAAGAUUAGUCGCGUAUCGGUUGACUAGUCCAAUGUUUUGGUUAUGUUCACAAAACAACAUCCACUUGUAAACUAAUUGGAGAACGACGGAGAUGAUUAUUGAAAUCACACCGAGAGCGACUUGGUAGAAGCACAAAAAUGAACGUUUCUGUCCAAACAACAAAAAUUAAAUUAAACUAAAACAAAUAAUAUAAGCUUUGUAUUACCGAUUACCGAUAUAAUUAUAUACACAUAGAGACAUUCGACUUAAGAAGAAUUUAAGCAGACAAUUUGAAGCAUAUGAAAAGUACAAAAUUGAGACGCGAAUCAACCUGAUGGACAGGUGAAAAUUAAUUGAAACGUGCAGAAGCAGCUCAAUCUGGUGUUACAUUUGAGGUUAGAAACAACCAUGUGAUGUGAGGUUAUGACGGCUUGAAGUUUUCAGCAUUUGAAACGUGAAAACAAUUUGAAAGAUAUUCGAAUCAUGUUAAUGUUAAGCCAUAAGCGAUGUUGAUAUAAUCAAACAUUUAACACAAAUAUGAUACAAGCAAGUGGUUGUAAUUGUUUAGAAAGACAUUACUUAGAUAGGAAUCUAGAGACAAAUUUAAUAACUGUAUUGGUAUAAUGAUUAGGCGCAUUGGUCGAUGAAUAAACUUAAAAGUUUUAACAUUCAUCAAUACUCAUCAGUAGAAUCUAACCUAACAGUUGAUCUAACCUAACUAACCUUUACAUAACCUAAUCUAACCUACAUUCAUUGAUGUCUGUUAAAACUUUGCGAUGAGUUUGUUUGCAAAUGUAAACACUGGUAAGUGAUAUGAGAUUUAAAGUGAAAUAUGUUUAAUGAAGUAAAAUGAGAUUAAAUGAAAUUAAGAAAAUUAGAAAAAAAGCUUAUUUAUUGUUAAAAAUUUAUUGAUAUGUAAGUACUGCUAGUUGAUAUGAUAGAGAAUAUGAAAUUAUUGACAUGAUAAUAAACGACCUAUAAAAACAUGAUCAUUUUUUAAUAAGAGUUUGAAUGAUGAAAGCGCAAAGAAGAUGAUUUUACGUUUCGUUUUUUUGCUUCGACAAGAAAGUAAAAAGCGUUGAAAAGUUCCAACACAGGCCUACAUCUCAACUAAACAACCAAUGAACAAACAAAAAUCGUUCAAGACAUAUGUAAGAACAAUGUUUAAUGAUAAAUCACAUAUUAAAUGGACGGAGCAUUGCGCAAAGUUAGUUUACGCAAGGUUUACGAAGGUGUAAAGUGAAUAUAGAAUAAAUGACAAACAACUGACACUUAAGGUGCUUAUAUUUACUACAUUUACGAUGAGAAUUUAAAACAUUACAUGAUAACAUCAAAUGUGCUUUACUCUUAUCGAUAAACGUGAGAAUACCAAUUUUAAACUUUGGUAAGAUUAGCAAAACGUAACACACAUUCUUAGAUCAGCGACUAUUAAGAAACUAAGCGUUAGAUGAAUAAAAACCAAACAAAAAUCAACAAAAACAAGUAAAAAGUAAAAAAAGUUGUGAGCAUUUUGUCUUAAUCGCCUUAAGUGUUUUAUCUCUGACUCAUUCUUCUUCGAUAAACUCUAAGGAAACAAAACAUUUCGAUUCAUUCUAUUUGAAUCAAGAAAUCAAGAAAUGGAUGGUGGUAAACUCAAGUUGUAAGUUGUAUUUAUUGUAUUUGUGUACAUACGAUGAGGAUAAGUGAAAACAUGAUAUCGAAACAAACUCUGUGUCUAAUUCUAUUUAAAUUUAUAUUUCUACAAAUGCAUUUCUUUAUUUAAAUAACUUCACAUACCUUGCACAAAGGUAAAAAUUGUCUUUCAACUAAAAAAAACUUCAUUCUGUAAACUUUAAUUUUCAGCCCGUUUGUGUACAUUUAAGGUUAACAUUUGAGGUUAAGGUGAACAAGGAUAACAUUUGCUAGUUGUAUAUAGUUUUAUAAUCGUGGCUAUAAAUUAGAAAACAACACACAACACACAAACACACUACACACGCAUAUUAAAUUUAAAUAAACAAAUACAAUUACAAUGGAUAUAAAAUAAAUGGUGUUAUUAAGAAGAAAACAUUAAUUGUAUUAGCUCUACGAUUACGUGAACGAUAUCACGCAGAGAAACUGAAACGCAAACACAUGAAUGAUUUCAUAAUACGAUUGAUAAGAAUAUUAAUAAUUACGAAUACCUACAUAGACGAGAUUCGAUUUAGUGUGUGACAGAAACAAAACAAACAUCUACACCCACACACAUUUACAUGCAACAUAGUGUGGUAUACAACAAACGAUGUGUAAAGAUGAGAAUAAAUGGUGCAAGCAUAUAAACAAAUUACAAAUUACACUGAAACGGAUCGACGGAUCACAUUUAACGAUGUAAUAGAAUUAACAUUAACAACUGAGAAUCAACAUGACAAUUGUUAAUAAGCCAAUGUUAUUAUGAAUUAAUUCAUUGUAGAAAAUAAAGCAAAAAUUAUGAAAUGUUA
Molecule: messenger RNA, 8090 nt
Organism: Dalotia coriaria
Lineage: Eukaryota; Metazoa; Arthropoda; Insecta; Coleoptera; Staphylinidae
Product: regulator of G-protein signaling 11
Exons: 14
Coding region: 852-3632 (926 amino acids)
Biological process (GO): positive regulation of GTPase activity; regulation of G protein-coupled receptor signaling pathway; G protein-coupled receptor signaling pathway
Cellular component (GO): cytoplasm; plasma membrane; neuron projection
Molecular function (GO): GTPase activator activity
Source: RefSeq, a predicted model, not a curated record